Arachis duranensis is the source of this 1523-nucleotide messenger RNA. RefSeq lists its product as uncharacterized. The transcript has 7 exons. Gene Ontology annotation, biological process: transmembrane transport. NCBI's taxonomy places the organism in Eukaryota, Viridiplantae, Streptophyta, Magnoliopsida, Fabales, Fabaceae. The coding region runs from base 281 to 1264 and encodes 327 amino acids. The record is from RefSeq and is a predicted model, not a curated record.
AAAAAGAAAAAAAAAAAAAGAAAAAGAAAGGGAAAACCUUGUUUUGAAAUUUCCCAUAGCUAAGUCGACGAAGUAAAGAAGAGAACAAAUAGAGUGUGGAAUGGGGGAAAGGAAAUGCUUGAUACUCAGUUUUGGUUCAAUCUUCUGAUAGUUGAAGUUUGAUUCUUUUUAAAGCGAUACGUUGCGUUUUGGAGUUUUGGUGUUAGUGUGGAUUCGGUUUAGUGAGGGAAGGGUUUGUGAAAUUUUUUGAGCGAUAAGGAAAAAAAAAUAGAAAUUGGAGAUGCAAACGGAGGCUAGGGUUGGCGUGGCGGUGGAGGGAGGUGUGAGGAAGCUGGUUCAGCCGCCGCAGCAGAAGCCACAGCAGCUUGGGACGGUGUCGCAGCUUCUUGCAGGAGGAGUCGCCGGCGCCCUCGCCAAGACCUGUACGGCGCCGCUUGCGAGACUCACCAUCCUCUUUCAGGUUCAAGGCAUGCAUUCUAAUGUUGCAACUUUGAGAAAACUCAGCAUAUGGAGUGAGGCUACAAGAAUUAUUCAUGAAGAGGGAUUUCGAGCUUUCUGGAAAGGAAAUCUGGUUACAAUUGCUCACCGCCUACCCUAUUCGUCUGUUAACUUUUAUGCAUAUGAGCACUACAAGAAGUUAUUGAAGACAAUUCCUGUAUUGCAAAGUCAUACAGAUAAUGUCAGCGCAGAUCUUUGCAUACAGUUUGUAGGUGGUGGUCUGGCAGGAAUAACUGCUUCUGCAUCUACUUAUCCAUUGGAUCUUGUAAGAACACGGCUUGCUGCUCAGACAAACACCACAUACUAUAGUGGUAUAUUUAAUGCUUUACAAACUAUUAGCAAGGAAGAGGGAAUAUUUGGCCUUUACAAGGGACUUGGAACUACACUCUUGACUGUAGGACCAAGUAUAGCAAUAAGCUUCACUGUAUAUGAAAGCAUGAGAUCUUAUUGGCAAUCAAAUAGACCCAAUGAUUCAGCUGCUGUUGUCAGUCUGGCUUGUGGCAGUCUUUCAGGCAUUGCAUCGUCAACAGCAACAUUUCCCUUGGAUCUUGUGAGGCGGCGGAAGCAACUGGAAGGGGCUGGUGGGCGAGCCCGUGUGUAUACAAUGGGCCUCUUUGGUAUGUUCAGACACAUUAUUCGGACUGAAGGUCUGCGAGGUCUAUACAGAGGAAUUUUGCCUGAAUACUACAAGGUGGUGCCUGGUGUAGGCAUUUGCUUUAUGACCUACGAUACACUGAAGAAGCUUUUAGCCGACAUUUCUGCAUAAUCGCACAAUUCUGCUUUGGAGUUCCGAGAUACAAUUAAGUCGAUAAAGUUAUAUGCCGACAUUUCUGCAUAAUCGCACAAUACUGCUUUGGAGUUCCGAGAUACAAUUAAGUCGAUAAAGUUAUAUACUGAUUUAAGUUCAUUAUAUUUCAUGGGUUCGCAUGGUGGCAAUUUUGUGAUGCUGCUGUGGGGAUUGCAUUUUUUCCCUGUACAGAUCAUCAAGAACAUUUAAUAUUUACCCGUUAGCAGUCUUGUAUUCU